Messenger RNA from Clupea harengus (Atlantic herring), 4955 nucleotides. RefSeq names its product glutamate receptor 4. Gene Ontology annotation, cellular component: membrane. The record is from RefSeq and is a predicted model, not a curated record. Gene Ontology annotation, molecular function: signaling receptor activity; ligand-gated monoatomic ion channel activity. Gene Ontology annotation, biological process: monoatomic ion transport. NCBI's taxonomy places the organism in Eukaryota, Metazoa, Chordata, Actinopteri, Clupeiformes, Clupeidae.
AGCGCAUGUCUAAUAUCUCCUUGCAGCCACUAGACGCUCCUUACCACUGGCGAGUGUCUCGCUCUCCCUCUCCCCCAUCUUACAUGUGUAACGUUUAGUGAGCCGGACAGAGCCUUCUCCAGCGGCUGUGGACACUGCGGGGAGAAUACAGCAACCAUGGAUUGUUAAAACUCAAUCUCCAUAUUUUUCUCCCUUCUUUUUCCUCUCUCUCUAUCUCUUUUCCUCUUGCUCUCUCCGCGUGUCACCAUCCUCAAUGUCUCCCGACAGCUUUUAAUGCAACGAAAAUGAGGAUUACUUACUUACAGCUGAUCUUGGUAUUUGCUGGCUUUUGGGAAAUGGCAAUGGGGGCUUUUCCGAGCAGCGUUCAAAUCGGGGGACUCUUCAUCAGAAACACCGAUCAGGAAUACACAGCCUUUCGCCUGGCCAUCUUUCUGCACAACACCAGCCCCAAUGCUACCGAGGCCCCCUUUAACCUGGUGCCUCACGUAGACAACAUAGAGACAGCCAACAGCUUUGCCGUCACCAAUGCCUUCUGCUCUCAGUACUCCCGUGGCGUGUUCGCCAUCUUCGGCCUGUACGACAAGCGCUCGGUGCACACGCUGACGUCCUUCUGCAGCGCGCUGCACAUCUCGCUGAUUACGCCCAGCUUCCCCACGGAGGGGGACAGCCAGUUCGUGUUGCAGCUGCGGCCCUCCAUCCGCGGGGCGCUCCUCAGCCUGCUCGACCACUACGACUGGAACCGCUUCGUCUUCCUCUACGACACCGAUCGGGGAUAUGCCAUCCUGCAAGCGAUCAUGGAGAAAGCGGGGCAGAACAGCUGGCAGGUGAGCGCCAUCUGCGUGGAGAACUUCAACGACGCCAGCUACCGGCGUCUCCUUGAGGACCUCGACCGCCGGGAGGAGAAGAAGUUCGUCAUUGACCUGGAGGCAGAGAGGCUCCAGAACAUUCUCGAACAGGUCGUCAGUGUGGGCAAGCACGUGAAGAGCUACCAUUACAUCAUUGCCAAUCUGGGCUUCAAGGAUAUCUCCCUGGAGCGCUUCAUGCACGGCGGGGCCAACGUAACAGGCUUCCAGCUGGUGGACUUCAGCAAGCCCAUGGUCAUCAAGCUCAUGCAGCGCUGGAACAAGCUGGACCAGAGGGAGUACCCGGGAUCAGACAGCCCACCGAAGUACACUUCCUCUUUGACCUAUGAUGGAGUGCUGGUGAUGUCAGAGGCAUUCCGGAACCUCCGCCGGCAGAAGAUUGACAUCUCUCGGCGAGGGAACGCCGGGGACUGCCUGGCAAAUCCGGCAGCCCCUUGGAACCAGGGGAUUGAUAUGGAGCGCACCCUUAAACAGGUGCGCAUCCAAGGUCUGACGGGCAACAUUCAGUUUGACCACUACGGGCGCAGAGUCAACUACACCAUGGACGUGUUUGAGCUGAAGAGCAAUGGCCCACGGAAGAUUGGCUACUGGAACGACAACGACAAGCUGGUGCUGGUCCAGAACGAGCCGCUCUCGUCCAACGACAGCUCUGGCAUCGAGAACCGCACUGUCAUCGUGACCACCAUCAUGGAGGGGCCGUACGUGAUGCUGAAGAAGAACUGGGAGCUCUACGAGGGGAACGACCGCUACGAGGGCUACUGCGUGGACCUGGCCGCCGAGAUUGCCAAGCACAUCGGCAUCAAGUACAAGAUAGCCAUCGUUCCCGACGGGAAGUACGGAGCCAGGGACCCGGAGACGAAGAUCUGGAACGGAAUGGUUGGGGAGCUGGUGUAUGGGAGAGCCGAGAUUGCUGUGGCCCCACUGACCAUCACUCUUGUGCGUGAGGAGGUGAUCGACUUCUCUAAGCCCUUCAUGAGUCUGGGCAUCUCCAUCAUGAUCAAGAAGCCCCAGAAGUCCAAGCCCGGCGUCUUCUCCUUCCUGGACCCGCUGGCGUAUGAGAUCUGGAUGUGUAUCGUGUUCGCCUACAUCGGUGUGAGCGUGGUGCUGUUCCUGGUGAGCCGCUUCAGCCCCUACGAGUGGCACACGGAGGAGCCAGAGGAGGGCACAGAAGGAGGCGGAGGUGGAGGCGGAGGCGGGCCCACCGACCAGCCGCCGAACGAGUUUGGCAUCUUCAACAGCCUGUGGUUCUCCCUGGGGGCCUUCAUGCAGCAAGGCUGUGACAUCUCACCCAGGUCUCUCUCCGGCCGCAUCGUGGGAGGUGUGUGGUGGUUCUUCACGCUCAUCAUCAUCUCCUCCUACACGGCCAACCUGGCUGCCUUCCUCACCGUGGAGCGCAUGGUGUCGCCCAUCGAGAGCGCAGAGGACCUGGCCAAGCAGACGGAGAUCGCCUACGGCACACUGGACUCGGGAUCCACCAAAGAGUUCUUCCGGAGGUCAAAGAUUGCCGUCUAUGAGAAGAUGUGGAGCUUCAUGAAGUCGGCCGAGCCCACAGUGUUCGCCAAGACGACAGCCGAGGGCGUGGCGCGCGUGCGCAAGUCCAAAGGGAAGUAUGCCUUCCUGCUGGAGUCCACCAUGAACGAAUACACGGAGCAGCGGAAGCCGUGCGACACCAUGAAAGUCGGGGGCAACCUGGACUCCAAGGGCUACGGGGUGGCCACCCCCAAAGGCUCACAGUUAAGAAGCCCCGUAAACCUCGCAGUGUUGAAACUCAGUGAAGCAGGCGUCUUAGACAAACUGAAAAACAAAUGGUGGUACGAUAAGGGCGAGUGCGGACCAAAGGACUCGGGAAGUAAGGACAAGAGCUCCCAGGCCCUUAGCCUCAGCAACGUGGCUGGGGUCUUCUACAUCCUGGUGGGGGGCCUGGGUCUGGCAAUGUUGGUGGCGCUGGUUGAGUUCUGUUACAAGUCACGGGCCGAAGCCAAGAGAAUGAAGCUCACCUUCACGGAAGCCAUGAGAAACAAGGCCCGUUUAUCCAUCACGGGUAGCGUGGGGGAGAAUGGCCGUGUCCUGACUCCCGACUGCCCCAAGGCCGUACACUCUGGCCCGUCUCUCCGUCACAGCUCGGGAUUAGCUGUGGUGUCAUCGGACCUACCGUGAAAACCAAAAACACACCCUGUGCCUUAAAAAUGAACAAUAAAAAAAUCACUCACAUUAACAAUGACGCAACCAGAACUGAAGACAGCCAGCAAGAUAACAGAGACCCCGUGGGGGGAGGGGAAGGCAAUGAGGAGAGGAAAGCCUGAUAAAAAAAAAAAAACGACUAUCAAGCAGUUUAAAAUAUAUCAAUAUAUAAAUAUAUAUAUAAAUAUAUUGAUUCUCGUUGUGGCGUCGACUGCAGCAGAAGGGAUCAUACUGAGGUAUGACAGGUGUACAAGGAUUGUAACGCAGCACAGACUAGUGACACUACUGAGCAUAGUCUCAACAACGAACAGCUUCAAACUAGAGGACACUCGGGCGUUUUUCGGAUCUCGACAACCUGCGGUUAGUAGAGACGACGCAUUUUGGCUGAGCGGCCUAGUCUGUUCCGCUCUCAACGCCUUACCAAGAUCAACCUCGCUUCAGGACCACGCCUCUCAUCCAUAUCGCCACCAGUACACAGAGGACGCCAGUAGAAAUCAAUUUAGAAGACCAGAAAACUGUCAACUUGAAUCACAGACUGUGUAAAUCUGCUUUUUAUCACCAUUAACUGUUCGACUUGAACAACUUUAGCCUCUUCAGUUUUCCGUCUCGCCAAAUGAGUGGAGAAAUCAUUGAAGAAGAUGAUGGUAGCAACUCUCAUGGAAUUUGUUAACCAACACGGACAUCAGGGCAGCCAACACUGAACGUUUUUUUCUAGAAAGCAGAGGGGAAAAAUAGGCUAGUAUUUAUUUAAAAUGAUUCAUGACCAUAUGAGUAGCCUAACGCUAAAUAACAAAUAGAUAAUCACCCAAACAUGAGGAAUCCGUUAGUAAAUAAUGUACAUUCUGUGAAAAGUUCGACUGAAAAUAUCAUUCACACAAGUUUUACAGUGCCAGGUGAAAAAAAGAAUACAAAAUGCUUGCUUUUUAAACUGAUGUAUAUAACUCUGUAGCGAAAAACAGAACACACCUCUUUUUGUAACCAUCUUAAUAUUUCAUUGCAAAAAUGAAUAUAAGGAUGACUCGACUUGUAAUUAAGAUUAAAUCUUUUAUAAAUAUACAUAUUAUAUAUAAAUAAAUAGAUCUAUAUAAAUCUAAAGAGAUAUACAAGAAAAAAACGAGCACCAUCGUCUGAGGCCAUGGCAUAUGUUCUGUUAUGGGUUGUUUUGAUAACAAUAUAACACAGUCUGUAUGUGUCCUUGUCCUCACUGAAUGUGACACACACACACACACACACACGAACACACACACAGACAUACGCAGGCACAUACACACACCAACAUGCACACGCCGUCGUCACUGUACUGGACACUAGGCACACAUCUGAGGUUCAAAUCUUUGACCUUGGAUUUCCCAGCCUUGAGUCGUCAUGUUUUAUUUCAAUCGUUUGCGUUAUUUGUUUGUCUGUCUUUUUGUUUAUUUUCUUUCACUGUUUGUACCCACGAAUUUCGAAAAACAAAAAAAAUAAAUCUUAAAGCAUUUGUACAAUAGUCCCUACUUGUUCAUGUGUUAAGUGUUGAUUUGUUUCUGUUUCUUCACAAAGGAGAGGUGAUAUUUUGGCUCUAGUAGUGCAUUUCGUACUGAAACCAUAUAUUUUUUUGUUUAAUAAAUGAUUCAUGGCAUUUUUCUGCUCCCAAUCGGGAAAGUUAUUGCCUUGGUCCUUGUCAAAGCACUGUGCAAUCCCCUUAACGACUCUGUUCCCCCCCCCCCCCCCCCCAUGUGCACUUGAACUGUGCAAGACCAAAGGGUAAAGACAGAUGGAGUGAGCUAAAUCUAUCAAGACUUUUGCACAAAGGUUAGAUAAACUAGGCAUAUAGUCUAGUUCAACGCCAUGCUCAUCAUUCACUUGCAACUAAUCCUGUUGGUUCACUAUACUCAUUUUGAUUUGUUUCUAGUAAAAGAAAUCUGUUCAAAA